AUGGCGCGACAAACUUUACUUGAUGAUAUAAAAGAUCUUCGUUUGAUUAAUGAUAAACCUAUUCGUCUUCUUUUAUUAGCUGAAGCUACUGCAAAUCUUGGUGUCAUUCUUUUUGUCUUUCUUUAUCCAUCAUUAUUUCUUACACUUCUUCUUAAACCGGACAAUGAAAUAACUCCAUUGGCUACUUCUAUACUUCUUUGGUGGAAUUCAUUGAUUUUAGCUAUAACUUGCCUAAUGUUUGCUGCUGUUCCAUCAAAAUAUAAUACACCGACGUUGACAGUUGGUCUGAUACAUGUUCGUCGUUGUCUCUAUUGGGUUUUAUUAAUUAGUGAAAUAUUUCUUGCAUUUCUAUUAAUUUCUACUAGACAUCGAACACUUUUAUCAAUAAGUUUUGGUAUUUUUAUUUUAUUGAUAGUCAUGGGUCGACUUAUUAUUCUUUUCCCAAAGAAAGCUUGGUUUGGUACUGUUGUGAUCGAAUCGAGCAUAGAAAAAGAUAAAUAA
Molecule: messenger RNA, 501 nt
Organism: Rotaria sordida
Lineage: Eukaryota; Metazoa; Rotifera; Eurotatoria; Philodinida; Philodinidae
Source: the annotation of a GenBank genome assembly